GCGGUUUUUGUUCCUCGGCGAGUAGCAGGUUGGUGUGUGGUGCACAUCUCAGACAGGUUGCUGAUUGCUUAGGAGUGAUGGAGGGCGUUUUGGACAAGUAUAAACAGAUGGGAAUUGGAACGGAGGAGGAAGUACUUGAUCUGAAUGGGGGCGACGAGGAGAAAAGUCCAACGGAGGUGCAGAAAUCGGGUUUUCCAGUGAUUGGGAUGCUGCUCACAGAUCGACGGGUAAAGUUUUCAGCCCUUAAGGAUCUCAUGUUGUCACUUUGGCGGCCAGGGAAGGGGAUGUCCUUCAAAGAUUUGGGUGAAAAAAGAGAGAAUUAAGAACUAUGUGGCUGUGCUGUGGAAGCUUGGAUGGAUCAUCCACAAGACAAAUGUGUUGAUAACACAUGCAUUACUUUUAGUUCCACAUUGAUCUAUGAAUUAAAAGUUGGGUUGGAUGAAUUUACUUUGUGUAAUCAAACUUUGACCUUUUUGUAAUUAUCAGUUAUAAUUAGAUACACUUCAUGAUUUUAGUUGUUUUACUCUGUAAUUAGACUUUGAUCUUGAUGGUUGGCACUUGAUCAUAUCCUCCUUCCAGGGUUAUUUGUUAAGUGAUAUUGUCUAUGAACCAAAAACGAAGUGUCUUUCAC
Molecule: messenger RNA, 631 nt
Organism: Cuscuta epithymum
Lineage: Eukaryota; Viridiplantae; Streptophyta; Magnoliopsida; Solanales; Convolvulaceae
Source: the annotation of a GenBank genome assembly